This is a messenger RNA of Procambarus clarkii (red swamp crayfish), 1437 nucleotides long. Its product is annotated as mucin-22-like. Lineage: Eukaryota; Metazoa; Arthropoda; Malacostraca; Decapoda; Cambaridae. Gene Ontology annotation, cellular component: plasma membrane. Gene Ontology annotation, biological process: leukocyte tethering or rolling. The record is from RefSeq and is a predicted model, not a curated record.
AUGACAGAGGCCGCCACUGUCAUCCCACAUAUGACAGAGGCCACCACUGUCAUCCCACAUAUGACAGAGGCCACCACUGUCAUCCCACAUAUGACAGAGGCCACCACUGUCAUCCCACAUAUGACAGAGGCCAUCACUGUCAUCCCACAUAUGACAGAGGCCAUCACUGUCAUCCCACAUAUGACAGCACCCACCACUGUCAUCCCACAUAUGACAGCAGCCAUCACUGUCAUCCCACAUAUGACAGAGGCCACCACUGUCAUCCCACAUAUGACAGAUGCCACCACUGUCAUCCCACAUAUGACAGAGGCCGCCACUGUCAUCCCACAUAUGACAGCGGCCACCACUGUCAUCCCACAUAUGACAGAGGCCACCACUGUCAUCCCACAUAUGACAGAGGCCAUCACUGUCAUCCCACAUAUGACAGAGGCCAUCACUGUCAUCCCACAUAUGACAGCACCCACCACUGUCAUUCCACAUAUGACAGCAGCCAUCACUGUCAUCCCACAUAUGACAGCACCCACCACUGUCAUCCCACAUAUGACAGCACCCACCACUGUCAUCGCACAUAUGACAGCACCCACCACUGUCAUCCCACAUAUGACAGAGGCCACCACUGUCAUCCCACAUAUGACAGAGGCCACCACUGUCAUCCCACAUAUGACAGAGGCUGCCACUGUCAUCCCACAUAUGACAGAGGCCACCACUGUCAUCCCACAUAUGACAGAGGCCGCCACUGUCAUCCCACAUAUGACAGAGGCUACCACUGUCAUCCCACAUAUGACAGAGGCCACCACUGUCAUCCCACAUAUGACAGAGGCCACCACUGUCAUCCCACAUAUGACAGAGGCCGCCACUGUCAUCCCACAUAUGACAGAGGCCACCACUGUCAUCCCACAUAUGACAGCACCCACCACUGUCAUUCCACAUAUGACAUCACCCACCACUGUCAUCCCACAUAUGACAGCACCCACCACUGUCAUCCCACAUAUUACAGCACCCACCACUGUCAUCCCACAUAUGACAGCACCCACCACUGUCAUCCCACAUAUGACAGCACCCACCACUGUCAUCCCACAUAUGACAGAGGCCACCACUGUCAUCCCACAUAUGACAGCACCCACCACUGUCAUCCCACAUAUGACAGCACCCACCACUGUCAUCCCACAUAUGACAGAGGCCACCACUGUCAUCCCACAUAUGACAGCACCCACCACUGUCAUCCCACAUAUGACAGCGGCCACCACUGUCAUCCCACAUAUGACAGAGGCUGCCACUGUCAUCCCACAUAUGACAGAGGCUGCCACUGUCAUCCCACAUAUGACAGAGGCUGCCACUGUCAUCCCACAUAUGACAGCACCCACUACUGUCAUACCAGCCUUAUAUGAACCUAUUGAUUCUGAUUCUGAGACCUCAGUAUCAAGGCUUCUCUCCUAA